Plutella xylostella (diamondback moth) is the source of this 1670-nucleotide messenger RNA. NCBI's taxonomy places the organism in Eukaryota, Metazoa, Arthropoda, Insecta, Lepidoptera, Plutellidae. The record is from RefSeq and is a predicted model, not a curated record.
GCAGCAAGCCUUCACGAAGAGUACUCACGCUUAGGCCUCUCAGUACUCGGGCCCUCCCCGUGAGUAGCGGCACCGAAAGUAUAUGGAGCCGUGAAACCGAUUGUUGCGACUCUUGAGACCAUGGGUUCUACUCAACUAAACCAACCCGAAGGCGGCGACGAGGCUCGCCACCCGUCACGACGUAUCUCUCGAGGGGGCGAAAAGUGGUUUGCGGAGGCCCGUUUGGGCACGUUUAAUGUAUGUGGGGGAAUGGAGGAUAAGGUUGAUGAAGUAUAUGAGAUGAUGGAAGCUAGAGGAAUAGAUAUAUUGUGUGUAAAUGAGACCAAGCGAAAAGGAAAUGAUAUUACUACACAUGGCUCGUACACCGCGUAUUGGUCUGGUGUAGAUGUCACUGAGCGAGCAUGCCAGGGUGUUGGUAUAAUCCUUUCCGAAAGAAUGGUCAAUUGUGUGAAAGGCUACGAAUGUGUGAGUCCUCUUCUCGGGAUGCGACUUAAGGUGGGAUUAAGGAAGUUGUUUGUUCUGGGUGUUUACGCCCCAGACAUGUCUAAAAACAUAUCAAUCCGGGAGGAGUUUUGGGAGUCUGUACGGGAGACGCUAAUGAUUUGUGAGGAUAAUGAGUAUGUCAUUAUGUUAGGUGAUUUUAAUGGAAGAGUUGGAGUGAAAAGGACUGGCUAUGAAAGUGUGCUAGGAACGUUCGGUGAUGUAAGUGUGAAUGAGAAUGGUGAAAGCCUUCUCGAAGUAUGUAUGGAGAAAAAGCUUAUUGUGACAAACACAUUAUUUUGUCACAAGAAGAUUCAUAUGUAUACAUGGCAAAGAGGGAAAGAUAGAAGUAUGAUAGAUUUUGCGAUUGUGGAUGGACGAAUGAAGAGCGAAGUAGUGGACACAAGGGUAUUUCGGGGCAACAGCGUUGGGACGGACCAUUAUAUGGUAAUAUGCCGGAUAAGUGGUCUGUUCAAGGGUUGGCGUCACCGGGCACCUGUGUCUACUACUCCAUUACAGCGUAUAAGAGUAGAGAACCUAAGAGAUGAGUGUGUGAAAGAAAAGUAUCUUUGUAAUCUAAAAGAAAAAUUUAGCGACAUGAGUGCGGAAAAUAAGGAAGAAAAGGAUUUUGAAUAUGUGUGGGAUCGAAUGAAAAGAGGGUUAGUUGAUGCGGCUACCGAAGUAUGUGGCAUAAGCAAGAAGAAGAAUGACAGGAAAAGAAAUAGGUACUUACUGGUGGGAUGAUGAAGUACGAAUGAUGGUGGAUGCUAAGAAGAAAGCUUGGCUAUCCAGCCAGCAACAAAGAUUCUUUUCUCUCAGUCUCAUCACUCAUACCAUUACUCAUACAUUACGGGCGAAAAAAAAAACAUUCUCCAUAGUAAAAAGUCACGUGACCAACAAAGUUCAAACUGUUAAAAUUAUUUUUUUAUGCAAGACUUAAUAUAAAUUUUAUACAUUGUAAAAAACAUAAGAGGGAAUUGUUUGAUCAUUUAUUUAAUACUGCGACGAUUUUUUUCAUUUGUAAAAAUUGGUGCCAUUAGUGUAAUUGGUGGGGAGGAGGAGGAAACAAAACUAUGUAAGACUGUAUCCGGACAAUUCAACAAAUGUUGAAUUUAAAGUGUUUGUGGAAAGUGUGGACAAAAAAGAUAGACUUGGCAAUUAAAGUUCGAUACAGGAUGUUACAAUAAGGG